Hermetia illucens (black soldier fly) is the source of this 3675-nucleotide messenger RNA. RefSeq names its product oxysterol-binding protein 1 (gene Osbp). The record is from RefSeq and is a predicted model, not a curated record. NCBI's taxonomy places the organism in Eukaryota, Metazoa, Arthropoda, Insecta, Diptera, Stratiomyidae. The transcript is spliced from 12 exons. Gene Ontology annotation, molecular function: sterol binding. Gene Ontology annotation, cellular component: cytosol; membrane; intracellular membrane-bounded organelle. Bases 645 to 2990 code for a protein of 781 amino acids.
GACGUUCCACACAUUUUGUUUUUGUAGGAACGUUCGUCGUCAUUGCUUUCCUAUUCCGAUUUGCACCGCCUCAAUUUUCAUUGAAGUUUUGAGUUUUGAUCAACUUUGACGGAUUUUCGUUAUAUUUUUGGGCCACAACGCGACAAAAUUAUUACUUGUUUGUAUAGCCUAUCGAAACCGAAAAAUUCGUCUUCGCGAAUGUAUUCAUCAGAUGAAAUAUUAAAGAAAUGCGUUUUAUGAACUACGUGGCUCAACUGUAAUGUAAAUGUAGGUUUAUAUCAAUAAUAAACGAUUGGUAUCUUCAAACGAUUUUGUGGCAAACCAUAGCGCCAAGUUCCGUUUUGUGAAAAGACCUUCAAAAAAGUGAAGUGAAAAUUCUUGUGCUUGCCUAGGAUAAUUGAUUUUUCUGGUUCAAUUUGAUAAGUGUUUCUUUCUUUGGUUAAAACGAAGCUUAUGGAACAUCAAGAAUACGAGAAAUAUCAUUGAAUGUCUGUUCUUGUGAAUCAUUUUAACAUUGUUAAGAUUGGUAAAGCCAGUAGAUUCCCACAAUUGUGUAAUUUCCAAUAAUACCGGGAGGCGACAAUUUCUUCUCAGUCGCCGGAAGUUUGAAAAACUGGAGCAGGUAGAAAAAUCGUUCGUAUAGAAUGGGUGAAACGGCCAAAACGCUCCCUUCCCAGGUCGAGCCUGAGAUGAAGGGCUGGCUUUUAAAGUGGACGAACUAUCUAAAAGGAUACCAGAGGAGGUGGUUUGUCCUCUCCAAUGGGGUACUUUCUUAUUACAGUGGUCAAAAUUAUCGAUCAUCUGGAUCAAUGGUUCAGUUGAAUAACAGUGAAAAAAAUAUCCAUUUUUCACAAAAUCGCCGACAUUCAAAGAAUCAGGCUGAAAUGGCACACACUUGUCGUGGCACAAUAUCACUACAUGGAGCUCUGAUUCACACCGUCGAUUCUUGUACAUUUGUUAUAUCAAACGGUGGAACGCAAACAUUUCAUAUAAAAGCUGGAAACGAAGUUGAACGUCAAUCUUGGGUGACCGCUCUUGAACUAGCCAAAGCAAAAGCUAUACGUGCAAUAGAAAGCGAAGAGGAAGAGGAAGAAACAACGUCACAAGCAAUACCUAGUGAAGAGUUGAAUGCGGUUGUCAGGGAUUUAUCUGGAAGAUUGGAAAAUCUACGAACUUGUUAUGAUCUUAUCUCGAAACACGGUACAGCUUUGCAGCGUGCACUUACGGAUUUGGAAUCUGGUGAGGAUAUAGCAACGAAAAGUAAAAUAGUUAAUGAACGUGCAACGUUAUUUCGUAUAACAUCGAACGCCAUGAUAAAUGCAUGUAGCGAUUACCUACAAACUGCUCAGAGUCAAGGACACAAAUGGUCGAAAAUGUUACAACAUGAGCGUGAUCAACGGCAAAAGUUAGAAGAAAUGGUUGAGCAGCUGGCAAGGCAACAUUCACAUUUGGAACAAGCUGCGCAUCGUCAUAUACCAAAUGCCACUACAUCUACAACUUCAGACGAUGAGGACAACGAAUUUUAUGAUGCACAAGAAGAAGGUGCUUCAAUAGCAUCACAAGAAGACGCUUUUAUACUGAAGAUACCCAUGUCAAACAGGCGUGAUUCUCAAGACGGAGCGGGUAGUUCUUCAGAAAGUGAAGAAACGAAAAGCGAAACGAAGCAGGUAAAUAAUGGGGUUUUGGUAGUAGCACAAGAGGAAAACACAAACAUAAUGGAUGCAACAGACAAAUCUCUUAUACCAACGGGCAAUCUUAACAAUAAAGAUAUAAGUAAACCAGUAAGGAAGAGAAGAACAAGAGUUCCAGAUAAACCAAAUUAUCCGCUGAAUUUAUGGUCUAUUAUGAAAAAUUGUAUAGGGAAAGAGUUGUCAAAAAUUCCAAUGCCAGUUAAUUUCAACGAACCACUGUCAAUGCUGCAAAGAUUAACGGAAGAUUACGAAUAUGCUGAACUCCUCGACAAAGCCGCAGAAAUGAAAGAUCCUUGCGAACAAUUGGCUUAUGUUGCGGCGUUUACAAUUUCAAGCUACUCUACUACAGCAAAUCGAACAGGGAAACCAUUCAAUCCACUUCUUGGGGAAACAUACGAUUGUGAUCGGAUGGAUGAUCUAGGUUGGCGUUGUAUAGCAGAGCAGGUGUCGCAUCACCCACCAAUGGCAGCGAUGCAUUGCGAAGGGCGCAGUUGGAUAUGCUGGCAAGAGUUUACAAUGACAAGCAAAUUUAGAGGGAAAUAUUUGCAGGUGAUACCGCUUGGCCUUGCUAAAGUGGACUUCACCAAUAGUGGAAAUAAGUAUAUGUGGAGAAAGGUUACAACCACCAUUCACAAUAUAAUUGUGGGCAAAUUAUGGGUAGAUCAUCAUGGUGAUAUGGAAAUUGUAGGGCAGAAUGCAGCGAAAGGAAUUAAAUGCCAUCUUAAGUAUGUACCUUAUUCCUAUUUUACCCGAGAAUCACAAAGGAGAGUGAAGGGGGUUGUUAUGAACAGAGAAAACGAGGUAAAAUGGGUAAUAAAUGGAACAUGGGAUAACAAAAUAGAAAUUGCCCCCGUAAUAUCCACGUCGGGGACAACUGAUAGCCCUGUAUAUAAAACUGGAGUAUAUAAAACAAUCUGGUCCAGACGAUUACCUCCGACAGAUAGUGAUAAGUAUUAUAACUUUACCAUUUUGGCGUGUCAACUCAAUGAGCCUGAGCCUGGUGUUGCUCCGACUGACAGUCGUUUAAGGCCUGAUCAACGUCUUAUGGAAGAAGGGAUGUGGAAUGAAAGUAAUCAAGAGAAGAUGAGGUUGGAAGAAAAGCAGCGUUCAUCGCGUCGACAACGAGAGGCUGAGGCGGAGCAGGCAGCUGCCGAAGGUCGUCCUUACCCUCCAUAUGAACCACUUUGGUUUAAAAAGCAACGGGAAGAGGGAACAGAUAACCUAAUUUAUGUGUAUCGAGGUAGUUACUGGGAAUCGAAAGAAAAGCAAGAUUGGUCGCGAUGUCCUAAUAUCUUUUGAGAGUUAGAGAUGAUUUGAAAAAAAAUGUUCCAUUCAUUUCUCCUAACAUCAAAAUUUUCCUCAUUUUAUUGAUUGACUUUAGACUUAAUAAACACAAAUGCAAAAUUGUAAAGAUAAUAUUUAAUCAAACUAGGUGCGAGCUUCAUAUUCUGCUUUCCUAAUAUUAAUCAGAAAAGUAUUGAUUCGAUUUUUAUAGUGAACUAACGAAAGAUUUUACUUAUGAGAAAUGUCAUUUUGAAAUGAAACAACUAUCUUAGCCAUUCGAAUAUUCAAAAAAUAAAAAAGAUAAGCAAUCGUUUAAUCUUUACAUUCAUUUUUAUGCGGAAAUUCUUUCUUAAAUUCAUCGUUUAAUGGAAAUAAAAUCUGAUUUCAUUAUCCUGCAGAAUACAGGGCAUCAUGCUAAAACUGAACAACAAAAAGAAACCAACAAAUAACUCCAAUAUUAUUCACAAAAAUGAUGGCUUGGGUCAUUUUCUUACAUACAUAAACGAGCAAAAGAGAAUUGGAUAGAAUUAUAAAUAUAAAAUACUGAAUUAUAAUAUUUCGUUAACAACAACUAAAUUUCAGAUAUAAUAUGCGGAAAUAUUGAAUAUUUUUUAGGAAAAGGUUGAGAUGUAGAGCUCGUUUUAGGUGAACUGCUGUGAAUGAUUUAAAAUUUGUUUAAUAAAAAUGAUUAUAAACAUAA